Messenger RNA from Vespa mandarinia (Asian giant hornet), 3784 nucleotides. RefSeq names its product tyrosine-protein phosphatase non-receptor type 7. Gene Ontology annotation, biological process: protein dephosphorylation; signal transduction. The record is from RefSeq and is a predicted model, not a curated record. Lineage: Eukaryota; Metazoa; Arthropoda; Insecta; Hymenoptera; Vespidae. Gene Ontology annotation, molecular function: protein kinase binding; protein tyrosine phosphatase activity. Gene Ontology annotation, cellular component: cytosol; cell junction; plasma membrane.
CGGUAUUCGUGGUAUAUAUUUUACCAACAAUCGACUUCGUUAACCGAAAUUCCUAUGGAACACACCAUGACAUCGACACAUUCAACGGAACAGUAUAAUUCGUGGAAACGUUACUCUAACAUCUGCUCGAACGCAGAUUACGAAUUGGUCAGAGCUAUAAAUGCCAGCAGAUGUUCUUGAUGACGAUGGUAGCUAACAAGCAGACAGGAAGUUGCCGACCGUUUAACCAUGGAUUAGUCAGCACAACCAACGUAGGCAGGUGUACAUUUUACAUCCGGAAAUGACUCGGUCAGCGAGUCUCUUCAUGAGAUAUAUUCGGAACUCUACCCCUUUUGUCCACCUACGCUUUGUAAUGUCGGUAUACAUCUCGGAUAGCCGCAACACGAUGACCCAGUUUCGACGUUAACACAGUACGCUCUUGGGUGAAUGGUCUCAUCGACGUCACUACUCCUGGAACUAGGUCACCAUAGGAUCCCCGUUCAUACCACCUGCAUCACUCAUCCCCUCUAUCAAUGAGAAGGUACUUGUUAGGAUGACGGCCAUUCAGAGAUAUCAAAGAACGAUUGAGGUUUGAUUGCACGAAAAAAAUUCUAAGGAGAAGAGAUCAAGAGAAAGGAGGAGAAAACGAAUGCUUUGGAAAAAUAAAUUCAUCGUCCUUUUGGUGGGCCCUUUUGGAACAACGGAACAAUCGUUUUUUUAAUAGAAAGAAUCACACUCCGACCGUCUCCAAGGACGUUUCCGAAGAGAAUGUCAAGGAGGUACAGGGAUACCAUUGAGUCAUCAUUAUGUGAAUGAUGCAGAACAAUAUGACUCUUCGAUCAAUGAUGAUAAUACAAAACCUUUGGAAAAAUUCUACUUAAUCACAGAACAAAGGUGGCACAAAGAUACUGUGCUACCAAUUUCUUUAUUGACGUCUACCGAGGGAAUGUCUGCUCGAUCUCAUCACAGGAUCCGGCAGUCCACGACGGGACUGGAUGAUGCUGGUAUGGAUUUACAAGCAGCUCAACUCAGUACCCGUACAGGUCAGGAGGUUCGCUCUACUGCUACUCUAUCAUGGCUAGAUUGGCAGUUGCCUCUUUUUGUAGCACUUUGCGCCAUUGCUGGUGCUAUUUUAUUUACAUUUCUGAUCUUGUUAUGGCUACGGAAACAAAUGUCGCGUGAAAAAGAUACAGAAGAUGGUGACAGGAGAGGUCUAGUAGAAGAAGGGGUGGUGAGCCGUACAGAUAAAACUGGUAAGAGUACUCAGAGUUCUGUUGAAGCGCAAUGGGUUCCUCAAUCAGUAACAAAACCAUCAGUAUCUACGCAGAAAGCAAAAGCUUCUAUGGUCACUUCUGGUUUACCAGAAAUAAUGGCUGUGGCUACACCAGAACGAAAAAUAGAGCCAAUUCGCAUAAAAACAAAAGGAUUAUUAGAACGGCGUGGCUCGAGUGCAAGUUUAACAAUAGAACUAGCAGCAGCGCCUGAAAGUCCACCCCAUAUGGUCACACCAACUCGCGAAUGUACAGCGGAAGAAUUUUUACUGAGUGCUGGAAAUGUCUUAUCUAGAACUCAAUUGAAAAAAGCAAUAAGUGAUCCCGCAUCUCUACAUAAAGAAUUUUGGGAAGUGCCAUUGAAUCUUCCUGAAAAAGUUGAUAUAUGCGGAGCUGGAAUAAAAAAUAGAUAUUGUACUGUAUUACCCAAUCCACAAUCUAGAGUGGUAUUACCAGUUUUACCUGGUUCUUCUGAUGAUCCGCUUUCUAGUUAUAUAAAUGCCAAUUAUAUCAGGGGAUAUGAUGGAGAAGAUGCAUGCUAUAUUGCAACACAAGGACCAUUAGCUAAUACAGUAGGAGAUUUCUGGAAAAUGGUUUGGGCAGAAAAAGUUCCUGUGAUUGUCAUGAUGACAAGAUUACACGAAGCUGCUAAAACAAAAUGUGACAUCUAUUUUCCUUUAGAUAAAAAUAAUCGUUUACAAGCUGGUCCUUUCACGAUUAUAGUUAACUCUAUUAAUAAUAAAGAUGGUUAUACUGUCAGAGAUUUGGAAAUUAGAUAUGAAAAAGAAAGACGCCACGUACAGCAUUACUGGUAUGAUUCAUGGCCAGAUCAUGCUGUACCUCAAGCAGCAGAUGCUCUUGUUAAUCUAGCUGCAGAAGUAAAUGCUUUAUCUGGGCCUGUAGUGGUACACUGUAGUGCAGGUAUUGGACGCACUGGAUGUUUUAUAGCAUUAGCAAUAGGAAUGACUCAACUCUUAAAAGAUGGUAAUGUUGAUGUACUAGGUAUUCUAUGUCAAAUGAGGUAUGACAGAGGAGGUAUGAUUCAAACUGCAGAACAGUAUGAAUUUGUUCAUCGAGCACUUUGUUUAUUUGAACAAACACUCGAUGGCAAAGUAUCUGUAUCAAGGGAAUAAAAUUGCUUUGAUUGAUUAUUAAAGAAGCAAGUACCGUAGCCUACAACAAUCCUAUUUCGUCCAGAUAUGCUCUUCUGCCACAAAACAACAACAACAAAAAAUACUUUCAAAUGAAUCUCAAUGUCAGUCUUGAGGUAAGGAAGGAGGUCUGAACUAUUUCAACACUUGGAUGAAUUUUGCCUCAUCUAAUAUGCUGCCAUUCUAUACUGCCAUGACAAAUCGUUAACAAUUAAUAUGAGUCACGUAAAAAUUUCUCAAAUAUUUAUCACUUGAUCAUCUAUCUUACUAAAAGAAAAAAGCAUUUUUUAUGCCAAAUUAAAAAUCAAAGUAAAAGUUAUCUUGAUGAACAAGUACUGAUUAUGUGGAACAUAUUUGUACAAAAAAAAUGCGGUUGAAUAACUUAACAUCAUGACCUUUUACUGUAACAAUUUAAAUAUUACAAUCUCAUAGAAAUGCCCAUUAUUUGCCAGAGAUAACAUAUUUAUUUUCUUUUUGAUUUUUAUGGGGUUGUUGCAUUUUUUAAUUCACACAUUAAUUAUAUACAUUCCGUAUGUGGCACAAAAUAUAUAAGUUUUUGUAGGUUUGACGAAAAAAGAAAAAAAGAAAAACCAACAAAAAAAGAAAACAAGUGUGAAGUGAAAAUUAUCACUACUUCACCUUAUACUCUCAAAUAUGAAGUAGUCCUUCUUUAGCUCUUCAAUGCUGUAAAACAUAAAAUAACUGAACUGCCCUGACAUGCAGAUUUCAGGGAUUAAUUAUAACUGUUUUAUUGGACUAUGAAUGAUUGAAAUUUGAAUGAUAGAAAAUGAAUGACGAAGAAUUUGGGACCCAUGUCAUAUAAACGCUCUUAUCCUAUUUGUAGUUCCUAGUUGAUUUUGAAGUUUGAUGUUUAACAUGGACUAUGAUUUUCAUGAUCUUUAUUUAACUUACAAGCAAAGACUGAAUGUAAAGAGUACAAUAUGACUAUUAGUUCAAUAUGUAGUAAAAAUUUUGAAAACUUCACAAAUCAAAUUUUAAACUAAUACAGUUCAGUAGUUUAAAAUAAUAUUAUUUAAAUAUUCUAGAUUAUGAACAGUACUUUUUAUUUCGAUAAUAUUUAAAAUCUCUUCAUUACAAAGAAAAAAAAGAAAAAAGAAAAGAAAAAGCAAAAUAAAACUCUUACUAUUAUAUCUACCAAUGUAUAUAUAGAUUUAGUUAUUUAUUCCGUUUGUUGCUUCACAUGCCAAUCAAUAUUUAAUAAUAAUAAUAAUAAUAAUAAUAAUAAUAAUAAUGGGUGAAUGUGUGUAACUUUAUAUAGCAAUUAAUGUGAAAAUAUCGGACAUAUGAAUGUCUUUGUGUACAAUUAACUCUUGUUUGUAACAAGGAUUAAUAUUUAGCUGACAAUAAAUGUGAUUUACGUUA